Messenger RNA from Prorocentrum cordatum, 2118 nucleotides. NCBI's taxonomy places the organism in Eukaryota, Dinophyceae, Prorocentrales, Prorocentraceae. The record is from the annotation of a GenBank genome assembly.
AUGGUUCGACGACAUAACCAGAGAUUCGGCCUCCAGUGUCCCAGGACGGACGCAGCUGGUCACGGCCUGCAGCACCCGCACCUCGUAUCUACGGUCAUGCAGAACCUUAUCUGUUGUAUGUCCGACGAUAGCCCACAGGCCUUGUUGCAGGUCUGCGCGAAGUUGACUACCAUUCGCAUGGGGACAGCUUGCAGCGGCACGGACAUUGUUGUUGUGGCCGCCAAGAGAUUGGUGGCGACCUUGAAGGAACUCUUUGGAUUACCUGAUGCUUUCAACGUCGAGCAUGUUUGGAGCUGCGAAGUAGACCCGUUCAAAGAACAAUUCAUUCGACAGAAUUGCGCCCCACGAGCUUUCUUCCGGGAUGUGACCCAGCUGAACUCAUCGACAGCCUUCAACGUGAUGACGGGGCGUGAGGAGGAGAUCCCACCAGUGGACCUCUUCGUGUGCGGCUUUUCCUGCAAAGACGUUUCGGCCAUGAAGUCCAGGAGCGCGGCGAAGGGGGCCCUCGCAGGCAUAUCAACGACUUUGGCUUCAGGCUCUGGCACGAGUUCUAACACCUUGUUCGGUGUCUUGGCCUACCUGCAGGCCCACAAGCCCAAAUGCGCCCUGCUCGAGAAUGUCACCGGGAUACUUCGCACAGAUGACUACGACGGACGUUUCGUCGACGACGCAUCCAAAGUGACUCAGAAGAACAAGCCAUUUCUUCAGAAAUCUUUCUCGGACGUGGGCUACUCGUUGCAUUUUCAAAUCAUCAACGCCGCGGACACUGGGAUGCCUCAGUCGAGGCGGCGAGUAUACAUGAUCGCAUUCCUUCGUGGCGACAGUGACGCCCGCACACAGCUACUCCACAAACAUAUCGAUUCUUUUUACGCGGCUUCUGGAGAGCCACCAGCACUUGACCUCGAAGACUUCUUGCUCUCAGAGGAUGGCUGCGAGUACUGGUACGAACGCGAGCCCGCUGGGAAAUGUCACGAGGCAGAAGGUCGCGUCCACGGCAAUUGGUCCCACCUCCACUCGACGAUGUUCAAGGAGAAGGGCUUGGACUGGCCACCGACAGAAGAAGCUUUGAAGAUGGCCUGUGGAAGGGCCUGGCACUCGACUUACAAGCAGUUCAGGCCGUCCAUCCGCGAGGCCGAGAUCAUCUACUACUGGAACAUGAGUUCGAAGACCGGCAUCGGCAGCGUGGCGCGAGCCCUCAUGGCCGCCCUUUCCGCGUGGGAAGUGUCGGAAUGGGGCGGCGUGGGCGCCGCGUCGACGAUCGCUGUUCCGAGAGUGGAGACCAUCGCGCUUUGCACUGUCACUCCUAUGUCACUUUCGCUUGCCAUGAUGAGCUUGGAUAACUUGUCGGACGCGUCGAGUAUCAGCGCCGACAGACCUCAUCGUUUCAGUGGCUCCCUCGAGGACUUGGCGAGUCUCCCAGCCAACGAGAAACAGUCGCUGCGCGUGUACCACCUGUCCAAGGGGGGCAAGCAGCGCCAGUUCAAGCUUAAGUUACUUGGUACAACCCCUCAGGGCGGUGGAGUACGCUGCGAGCUCUGCAAAGCCAUGAGCGGGAGCGAGGACCCCCUGUGCCCGGGCUACGAGCGCGAGUGGGCGUACUACAAGAAGAAUGGGGACAUCGAGGGGGUGGUGUGUUUCUAUUCGGCGCUGACGCACAGGAGCCGCUUCAAGGCGUGGACCAGGGAGGAGCUGACUAGGGAUCUGAACACCGGCGGGGAUGAGGCGCAGGACGAGUUCAACGAGCUCGAGAUGCUCGUGAUUGCCCAGAAGCGCAAAUGCAACCUCGAGCUCGACUUGCAGAGCAUCCCCGUGCCGAAACUCAUCGUCAAGACGUACUCCAAGCAGGAGGUGGCCUUCAAGAGGCCGAAGAUGAACCUGGUGACCGAGGAGGCCUUCAAGAAGCGUUCCAAGAUGACUUUCAAAGAGGCGGGCUUGCUGAAGUUGGUCGAGAGUCACGAGGUCGAGCCCGGCGUCUUCAAGAGGGGGAUCCUGGAGACGGUCGGCGAGGAGGGCGUCUACGAGAUGGAGCACGUUUUCACCAGGGGCGCCCAGAAAGACCACGUGGUGGACGAUGGGUAUCUUUCUCAGUGUUACGGGUCGGAGAUGUGGGAUUUCUGA